Aphanomyces invadans is the source of this 1185-nucleotide messenger RNA. RefSeq lists its product as hypothetical. The transcript is spliced from 5 exons. Lineage: Eukaryota; Oomycota; Saprolegniomycetes; Saprolegniales; Verrucalvaceae. Bases 1 to 1185 code for a protein of 394 amino acids. The record is from RefSeq and is a predicted model, not a curated record.
AUGUUCUACGAAAUUGGCGAGGAGGGAAUGUCCAAAAACGGCACCACAGUGCCUACAAGAGAAGGCGCUCACGGACCUCCGGCGACAGAGGUCGAGGGCUCCUCUGUCUGGUCUAGCGACGUCGAGAACGAUGACGACGAUAGCCUCAGAUCUGCCUUAGCAGCAGAGGACAAGAAGGCUCGACGACGUGCUCAGAUUGCCAAGUCUGCAAGAAAGCACCGCAUUCGGCAGAAGGCGGAACUCCUCGAGCUGCGGUCGCAAGUCCAGGAACUCACCGCGUCGUUGGCGUCGUGUUGUCGAAACUGCAGGCGACCGCCUCAUGACAGCAUUCCACCGCUGGACAUGUCGGACGACCAUGAGGACUUUGGUGUGCAAGCAUCGCUACGAGGAUUGUGGCUAAACGCUCCGCUGCAAACUGCCGACACCGGCCCAGGUCCGAACGUCUACCACCCUUUCCACCAUCUCACGGCAGACCCUGCUCACCGGCAUGCGACGCUUCUGGCCAUCGCCAAGCCCGCACCUUUGCGCAUGUACAACCAAAUCCUUGAAGACACGCACUCAAUCCCGUCGUUUCCGCCGUACGUGGAUGUUCGCAUGACCGGCAUGGGCGAAAACGUCAGCAUUAAGUUUUGCCGCGUGUGCGAAAUCACAAACUUCGACCACAAGACCGUGUCGGACGUAUUCUGGGCGAUCUUCUGGGGCUUUGGCGACGACAACGUCGUGAUGAACGCUGGUCUGUGCCGCCGAAAGCGCAUCCUCCAAAUGGACUCGAUGUCCCAUUACGAGCACGUAACGUACUCGGUCCCCAACAUGCCCGACGUCCGACUCGAGUCGCUUGACGUGGUCACGCGCUCCAGCGAUCCCAAUUACACGAUCUUCACGUGGGAGUCGAUCGACCAAGACGACUUGUUUCCAGCCGCCCCGCCAGACUACCACCCGACCACGACCACCGUGAUUCGCCGCGAGGAAAUCGGAAGCGUGAUGUUUCGCACCGAGAGCGACGCCGAUGGCAAUAUCCGCACCGUCCUUCGCACUGUCAUCUACUCGCGGCCGUUCGUGCAAACCCUGCCCAAGAAGACGACGAGGGACAUGAACGAGCCGUUUGCGCAUCUCUAUUGCCGCCUCAACGUCGUUGCCGAAGAGCACGUGUCCCGCUAUUUGUUGCAAAAGUUCAUGUCCAACUAA